CUAUCUGUUUCCAGGUUGUGGAGGAUACCUGAUCGUGGGGUGGUGGGUGGGUAUCUUCAUUUUAUCCCCAGAACACUCGCCUGUGAAAUAGGUUGAGCUGAGAAGCAGUGAGCCCUAUAUUACCAUAAUCAUAGCGGACUUGAACUUGGUUUUUCCAGGCCUAAUGCAAUCAGUCCUAAUAAUUACUGUGUUACACUGUAUGCUGUCAUGCAAAGAGGAUUAUUAAUUGUUCUUAUUUGUGCACAACUCCAAAAUAGUAAGUUUCUCUUGAAGAUGAAGUUAGGACUCUUCUGUAUAUCUCGGCUUUGUGGAAGAUAGUUUUGGUACAAGGAUGCAUUGUUCCAUUGUUGAAUAGAGGUGGUUGGUGCAGUAACAUAAGAAAAUUCCAUCAUUGCUCUGCUUCAAACCCGUUUUUUUUUUACUUUGUUUUAAUGCUUUGUAAUUUUAACCUGCUUUUAUAUUUAUGAUUGUUUUUAUCCGUAUUUUUAUUACAUGGUAAGUUUCUCAGAGUCACCUUGAACUGCAAGAUGGGCAGAAUAUAAAUUUAAUAACUAAUAAUGUAACUACUGAUUUAGAUAAUUUAGGCUACUUAUUCAUGUGUUUGUGGAGCCAUCAUUGAAAAAAAUUCAAACAUUAACUAUGACUCCACAAUGCUGUUACAAAAUCAAGACCAAAACAUUAAAAGUCACAUGUGCAUAAUAAAAAUAAGUAAAAAUCUAACACAACUUAAGCAUCAUUUAGUUAAAACCAACAUAAAGGCCAAAUGGCCCUUGGAAAAUGCUUCUUUAAUUUUCAAAACGCCUACAGGUAGUGGUUGGAUUAUGAUAGAACUGGAAUUUCUAUCACUAUGCAAUGUGUUUGUAAAGCAGGACGUGCCACAUGGCCACAUUGCACAGCAACAGCAGUCCUGGAAGUACUGUGAUGUGACUGUGAUGUGGCAAAAGGCAGAAACCACAGGCAAGCAGGUUGAUGGGUGAGAGCUAUAGUUUAGAGCCACAGAAAGGCUGGUGGGUGCUACGGAGCAUGAAUGGGUAGAUGGGUUGGUUGUUGUCCUAGGAAAGUAACUAUUGCAAGCAGAUGCUACAGAGCAUGGGGAAAUGCCCUGGCCAGACACUGGGAAGCAAGCAUAAGGAAGCAAAAAAGUAAUGGGAGCGACUUGCGACCUGCCAACUUCCCACUGACUUUCCUUGUGUAGCAGAUGACAAUUAUGUGCCCAACUCAUGUGCAGCCAGUCUGAUUGAAAUCUAGCCCAUAUUUCUUUAGAGGACAGAUAUAUUAAAACUAGUAUGAUUUAUUAGCCAGAACUGUUUCAUGUGUAGAGUGUUGGUUGCAUAAUACCAAACAUCCAUUUCAAUUUGCUUAUGUGAAUGAUUUAAGAUCAGUUUCUAUAGAUAAUGCUGCAUGAAAAAUCAGAAGCGUGAAUCAGUUCACACACGUGUGUGAGUAAUUGAAUGCUUAUGUAAGCUAGCACUUUCUUUAUUGUGAAGAAUGUUUGCCUCAAUGAAAGUUUAGAAGCAAAACAAUUACAAAUACAAAGGGGGAAUAAAUAGUGGGUUUAAGGCUAUUAUCUUUGAAAAUACUGUGUACUGUACUUGGAGAGGUAACAAUUUUCUAUCUUAAAGAGAGCUCUCUUUUUCCCCUUAUUUUAGAAUGCACACAGGUUGUUAGAUCAAUAUGCCAAACCGUAAGAACUAAUACAGCCUUAGGAUAUCCACAUAUAAAAUCAGUUAAGGGUUUUUGUUUUGCUUUGUUUCUUCUGAACUUUCAAAGGAGUUGUAUUUUUGCAUCUCAUUAGCUAUAAAAUAAAUUUAGUCUCUUGACACCAAUGGGAAUAAUCUUCAUACACUUCAUCAUUGUAGCAAUAUUAAAUAGAGCGUUGACAAAAGGAACAUUGCUAUUUGUUUCUUUUACUCCUCUUGUGAGGUUUAUAAUUUAAUAUCCAAUUUUUGCUUGAAAUUGAUAUUUUUAUGUCUCCCCCUUUCUCUUGGUAGUACCUAUUUUCUUUAAAUAAAUUCCUGAAAUAUACUAACAUUUAUACGUGAUAUAAAGAUAAUUGUUUUCUAUAUCUAAUAUCGUCAUUUUUAGAACUAGAGAGAAAAGUAAGAAAAGUAUUAGACAGUUAUUUCAGCAAUACCAAUAAUACAUUUCUUCAUACCUAUGUUCUGUUAUUAGCAAAGCUAACUCUGUUUCUCUCAUAGGUAAGAUUCUAUUAUGCCGGCCGGAUUCUUCCGGGUGUGCUUGGUGGUAAUAACAGCUAUUAUCAACCAUCCACUUCUCUUCCCAAAGGAAAAUGUUACUGUUUUUGAAAACACAGAAGAAAUCAUUGAAAAGAUGAAAGAGCGUGAAGAGAACCUGAGGCUAGAGCAGCUGAAACUGGAGCAGGAACUAGCAGCACAAGAGGUUUCAGUAGAUUCUUCAGAGGAGAAGACUGGAUCAGAAAAACAAUAUGACCAUGAUUCCCUUUCUUGGAAUUUCUGGACUGUUUUGUCCAUGAUAGUCUUCCUUCUGAUUGAAUUCUGGAGACAGGAUUACCAGGAAGGGAUCUGGCAAGAUUAUACCAAAGAUGAUGAUGAAAUUAAUGUCCUGGGAAAAACAUUCAAGGGUUUUAUUCUACCAGACAAAGUCACAUUGGACAGUUUUUAUGAAAGAUGCCUCCAGAAUGUGACAAGUGAUAUUGCUAGGAACCGAGAGCUUGUGGAAGGCUUUGCAGAUGACUUAUUAGAAGCUUUGAGAAGUGUGUGUAACCGAGAUACUGACAUGGAAGUGGAAGAGUCUAUAGGAGUUGGGAGCAUGUAUGAAAACUGGAGAGCAAAUAAGCCUUUUACUUGUGAUUUCAUUGUUCCCUUUAAUCCCCCAGAGCCAUACUGUUUCCAAUUUGAGACCUGGUGUUCGGGAGAGUCUAUUCUACCAGACAAAGGAAGUUAUGGUAUGAUAAAAAUCAUCCGGUCAUAUGAUAACUCAUCAAGUUGUAUCUGUGAUAAAACUAAAUUGGGGGAAGAUUUACUUUGUCUGCUUCAUAGCAAAGCAAGCCAAACUAGGCAGAGUAACCAUAUGGAAGAUCUCCUUUGCUCCAAAGACACUCAGUAUCUUGAUUCUGAUCAGGUUAUGACAUGGUUCCAGAUGGCACUUACCAAGGGAUGGAAUAAAAUUGCACACAAGUAUGAAUUCAGUCUGCUUUUCAAUCACCUGGAUACUCCAGGUGCCCUGAAAAUCAAGUUCAGGUCUGGAAAAACCAUCACAUUCAAUCUCAGGCCUGUGGUACAAUAUGCAGAUUCUGAUGUAUAUUUUAUCUCUCACUUUCCAUUCAAUAGCUUCACCAGCAACACUCACUGGUUUCUCACCUUUACUGUGUACGAGAAGAGAUAUAUCCAGUUUAUUUCCAAAACUUUGCCUGCUAAUCCUUGCCACCUCAGUUGCCUCCAGAUUUUGUCUUUUCUUCAUGGAAAACAGUGCAGUCUGACAGAACCGAGUAGCCUGACAAACUACCAUUUUAAAACAGUAAUACUGCAUUUGCUACAAAUCCAUCCUAGUUCAGCGUGGACUUCUGACUGUCUGGAGGCCAGGCUGCAAGAUGUACUCAACUUUUUGGAGAAAAGCUUGCAAGAAAAAAGACUUUACCAUUUUUUCAUUGGAAAUAGAAAUCUGCCACAGGAACUGGGUGUUCCAGUGGAGUUUCAAAAGGCAGAACCACUGAAUCUUUUCCGGCCCCUAGUAUUGCAACGAAACACUUACAGAAAAGCUAUGGACAUGUUCCACGAGAUGCUUAAAAAUACAUUGGCUUUAAUUAAUGAAUAUUCCACGAAUGUUCCAAAUGGACAGGCAACUCCACUAAAUAAAGAUCUUCUCUGAGAGCUCCUCCUUUGACUGCUACCAUACAGUAUAUGCAAAUCUCCCCAGGGGAGAAGAUGUAUACAUGUGGUAGAAUUUACAGAUAUCUAUAUGACAAAUACCAUUUUCAUUUUCUUUCCAAUGGGCUGAUAUUUAUGCAACUUUCAACAUUUUUACCACUGCAUUUCUUUGUUGUAAUGAGCUUAAGCAAGGAAGAUCAUUUUUAAUUUAUUAUAUUACAGUUUUAAGAAUAUAGCGGUAUAUGUGUUAAGUGUUUUAUUAUUGCUGCUGUGGCAAAGUACCAUAGCCAGACUGAAAAAGAAUGCCUUAUUUACAAGGUCUAACAUAGUUAAUGAGAGAAGGAUGAUGUACAAUUAAGUAAUAUAUAUUCUGUUUUGUUCCUUUCCUUUGGCAUAAAACUCUACUGCCAAGAUUUUUUAAAUGUAAUUUUAAGUUAGUUUAGAUAUAUGUAGAAAAUAAUGGUUCAGUAUAACUUUAUGCAUUUGACAGUGCAAUUCCAAAUAAUGCCUUUAGAAGCAGAUCCUACUAAAUUUGGGACAGCUUACUUCUAAGGGAUCUCAACUUAAUAGGCUUGACAUAUUGGAGUCAGAAAUUCUUGAGCAGAUCCAACUUUGCCCAUCUUCACUGAAAUGAAUUCACCCCUUUAAAUCCCCAAAUCUGAGCUUUGCCAGGAUUAUUAUCAGCCAAAUGCUUUUUAAAAAGUCCAUUCACUUGGAAGAUGGGACUUUUUUUUGACUUUCUGCUCUCUGGACUGCAUUUCCUUCUAUUUCUUACAUAAGAGGCUUGCUUUGCCACUCUGUUCCAAUGGCAAUUACUAAUUUUCAGAGGAAAAAGGGCCAAAUUGCUAUUUUUGUGCAGCAAAAGUCAAUGAAUAGUCUGAAGUGAAGACUGCUUAAAAACCAAUGAUUGAAUUAGAAAUACUAUAGACAAGAUCACUUAUCUAUAUACAAGCUAUCGUGUGUGUGUGUGUGUGUGUGUGUGUGUGUGUGUGAGAGA
Messenger RNA from Thamnophis sirtalis, 4845 nucleotides. The record is from RefSeq and is a predicted model, not a curated record. Lineage: Eukaryota; Metazoa; Chordata; Lepidosauria; Squamata; Natricidae.